CCUGUGAGGGUGAAAAAUCAGGGGGAGAGUGAUUAUGGCCACCAACAAAGUAACUGGCUUAACGGGUCUCUUUGAGGAAGGAUUGCUAUUUUUAUAUCAUGGAUGCCUGGUUUAAAGAAUAAAUCAGUGAACCUGUAGUAAGAAUGAGUUGCCCACUAACAGAAGGAGAAGAGAAGUUGCCACCUGAGGAACUGGAGUGCAAAAUAUGCUACCAGAGAUUUAAUAUUCACAGUCGCAAACCUAAAAUCUUGGACUGUCUUCACAGAGUGUGUGCUAGGUGUCUGACCAAAAUACUUCUCAUUGGAGAUGGAGCCAGCUGUAUUCCAUGCCCAUUUUGCCGCCACGAGACAGAACUUCAUGAGGAAGAAAUCACAGGGCUUCCCGAUGACACAAACGUUAUGUCCAAACUCCUUUUAAAGGACAAAACAGCAUGGAACUCAGACUGUAAAGAAGUGGUGUUAACUCCAAAGAACUUGGCCUCAAGUCCUUCCCACGAAUCUUCCAACUGCUUAGUGAUUACGAUUAUGGAAGUACAACGAGACUCCUCAAGGAUCCCAAGUCAAAGUACUAGCUCUGACUACUACGUGGAGCAUAGCCUGGACUCGGUAUCUGUAAGUUCUCAUAGCCAACCAGAUCAAGAUUUUUUCUCCAAACUCUGUAAUCACGUACCCAGAAUAUUAGUGUGGCUGUUGGGAUUUUUCUACUUUGGCUCCUUGCCUCUUGGAAUCUACCUACUGGUGAUUCAGAAAGUCACCCUGGGAAUUGUGUGUGUCAGUCUUGUCCCUUCCAGUCUAACUGUAUGUCUUGUCUACGGCUUUUGCCAAUGCCUCUGUCAGGGAAUGUGUGACUGCUCUUCAAGAAGUUGAUUGUUAUCAGGUUACUUUCCAUAUAUAUGCAUAUAUGAGUAUAGAUCAUAUAUAACAGAACCUCAAGCUCGAAAAAUACGCUCCUUAAACAUUAUGGGCUAAUCAUUACUUUCAUUCCACUUAAAUGUAAUAUGGAUUAGGUAAGAUUACAAUUAAAAAAUCAGUACAGAUAAUCCUCUUAAAUUCUUGUUCAUACGAUUUUCCCACAGGGUGCACAUUAGAUCCUGGUCAUCUCUUCAUGUGUCCUCUUUACAAUUUUUGUUUUUGUCUUUUUAAAAGAGAAUUAAAAGUUUUAUGGGAUACAUAAAAAUGGCUUAUUCAU
Tachyglossus aculeatus (Australian echidna) is the source of this 1188-nucleotide messenger RNA. Its product is annotated as E3 ubiquitin-protein ligase RNF182-like. The transcript is spliced from 2 exons. The coding region runs from base 144 to 866 and encodes 240 amino acids. The record is from RefSeq and is a predicted model, not a curated record. Lineage: Eukaryota; Metazoa; Chordata; Mammalia; Monotremata; Tachyglossidae.